AAUACCAAUUAAAUUUAAAUUCUUGCACAUUGAAAGUUGAUCUGGAAAGAUCAGGAAACUUUCCGUCUAUUUUUAGCAUUUCCACAAAACAUCAUUCUAUUGAUUCCACUGAAGACUGACAAACACGUAAUCGAUGGAGGCUGCAGCGAUGGAAGGCAAGAGGAAAGUUGUUAUAGCUAUGGAUGGGAGCCAGCAUGCUUUGUAUGCAUUAAAUUGGUUUAAAGAAAAUGCACACAAACCUAACGAUUAUGUGUACCUUGUUCAUUCUAUAGAGUUACAACAUGCACUUCAUAACUCAAAAUGGCUUUACGAACCCCAAGCAACCGAUGUUGACACAUUAGGACCAUUGAUACGAGAAGAACGCGCAAUUAUCAAAACCAAAAUGGAUAUGAUAGGAAAGCAUCUCGUAGAUUUACAGAUGGAAGGUGAAGUAAAACCUAGCGAGUCAAAAAAUCCAGGAGAAGGUAUCAUUAAAGCAGCAGCGGAGGUGGGGGCGGAGUUUAUCGUGACUGGUACCCGUGGUAUGGGAACUAUUCGCCGUACGAUCCUAGGAAGUGUUAGUGACUACGUUUUACAUCAUGCUGAAGUACCAGUAAUUGUGUGUCAUAAACACAAGGAAAAACAUUGAAUGUUUGUCUGAUUGUUUUGAACGGUUUUAUUGAGACAAAGAUUUUUAUUUUAUUUUAUUUGCCAAAGAACCAGACACGCAUUUUUUGACAACUACUUUAUUUUUAUUAUUUCCGACAAUUAAUAUGCUUGGAAUAUUGAAAUAAUUUUUUUUAUCUCA
This is a messenger RNA of Mytilus trossulus (common blue mussel), 787 nucleotides long. RefSeq lists its product as uncharacterized. NCBI's taxonomy places the organism in Eukaryota, Metazoa, Mollusca, Bivalvia, Mytilida, Mytilidae. The record is from RefSeq and is a predicted model, not a curated record. The coding region runs from base 134 to 628 and encodes 164 amino acids. The transcript is spliced from 4 exons.